AUGGAAUCUAACAUAACCGGAAAGCAAGGGUUCGACAUUUUGGGGACAGAGGAGGAGCUGGAAUGGGACCUCGGCGCAAACGUUUCUUUGAAGACACUGGUGAGCAGUUCGACUUUGGCCUCGUCGGUCAUUACUGCCACACCGUCAACACACAUGGUCACUAGACCUAAUAGGCGGCAUAGCCAUCACUUUGUUGACCAGAGAUUCAUCAUCACACAAAAUAAGGUCCAACGUAUGGUUACCGAGGGUAUGGACCUUGACUAA
Molecule: messenger RNA, 264 nt
Organism: Haemonchus placei
Lineage: Eukaryota; Metazoa; Nematoda; Chromadorea; Rhabditida; Trichostrongylidae
Source: the annotation of a GenBank genome assembly